Molecule: messenger RNA, 2175 nt
Organism: Rubroshorea leprosula
Lineage: Eukaryota; Viridiplantae; Streptophyta; Magnoliopsida; Malvales; Dipterocarpaceae
Source: the annotation of a GenBank genome assembly
CCUUUGGGCCAUUCGGUAGAAGUUUCAGCUGCACCACCGCGCAAUCCGCCGCGUUAUGGAAAUUCCGCCUUACUUCCAGUCGGACCCUUUCUCCCGUAACUCCUCUCGUCUCUCCGAUGACACAGUCUUCUUCUCAAUCUUCCCUGACUCCUCCCCGUCUCCAGCUGACCUCCAGUCCCUCCACUUCCAAAUUCUCCACUCCAUAGCUCCCUUUACUUCCUCUUACAUAUGGCAGCACGAGCCAUUCAAUCUCUCCAUUUCUCUCACUCCCCUUCCCCACCUACACGGCCGUCUCCGUUUCGGUGACAAUCUUGAGGACGAGUGGUUCACUGUCUUCCUCCUCUUUCAUAUCUCCCAAUCAUUCCCUUCCGUCUCUAUCCGCGUCCAUGACUCCGAUGGUGAAUUCCUUCUCAUCGAGGCCGCAUUCCACCUCCCUCGCUGGGUUAAUCCCGAAAAUGCGCAGAACCGGGUGUUCAUCCGCCGUGGCAAUCUCCAUAUCAUCCCCAAACGUUCUCUCCCCAAUCCCACUCUCAUUGAAUCCCUCAAAUUUGUAAUAGACCACGAGAAAGAAUCUCUAGCUUCGGAGGCGGUGCAGUCGGCCAUUAAAAACCGAAUUGCGGAUUAUCCAGAGAGAGCAAGGAAGAACACGCACCAGGUUAGGGUUAGGGUUCCUGUGUCUGUCGCCCAGGUGCUGAAGCACGAGCCGUGUUUGAUUUCUCUUGCUGUUGAGGGGUUCUAUGAUCGAGAUAUUGAUACAAUGAAGUACGCUGCGAAGAUGGAGAGGUUUUUGAGCAGAGGAAGAGAAGAGGAGCUGGUUUCCGUGGGUGUGAAGAUGUCGAGGGCAAUGUACGCGCAGCUGGUGCAGCAGAAGUUUCAGGCCCCCAAGUGUUACCCCAUGCCGACUAGGAGUGAGGCGGGGGUUUAUGUGGAGGCGGAGUUGGGUAUGAAAAUCGCAUGCGGGUUUGAAAUGAUGUAUCAACAGAGGAAGAAAGAGGGGACGGAAGGGAAGGGGAGCACAUGGAGUAAGUACAAGGAGAGUUUGGAGAGUAGUGGGUAUUUUCAGGGGUUGAUUCCAGGGUCCAAAGAGUACAAGAGGUUGAUGGAGAAUGCAGAGGAGUAUUACAGGAACAGCUCCUUGUUUCAUAGGACCAGUGAGAUGUUGAAUUCUCCAGUGAGGCGCAUAGAUGAGAUUCUCUCUUUACCCCAUUCUGCUGAUGACUUCAAGAAUCAGGAGGUUCCUCCUUCUGAUGAUGAUUCUUGGCUUUAUGGUGGAGAGGAAGAGUUGAAUUCUGCUCUUCAGGAGAGGCAAAAGGAGUUGGAACUUUAUGAGUCUAGACGUAAAAUGGAGAAGAAGAAGUCUAAGGACCAUGAUGAUACUGGUCCAUCAUCCAGCUCAAAGGCUGAAAAUUUUGAUCUUGGGGAUCUAGCAAAAUCAAUGCAGGCUUUUAUUCGUAAGGCGUCAAGCUUUGAAGGGGCAGAAGUUCCUGGAAGCAGGAGUGUUGAAGACAAUAUAGGCCAUGAUCUUGAAUCUUUUAUGAAUGAUCUGGAAAAGAUGGAGUGUCAAGGUCGUGAGAGGGCUAGCAAUGUAGACGAUGAUGAAGGAUCAUCCUCAGAAAUGGACUAUGAUGACUUUGAGGAUGAAGGUGAUAUUUCUGAUCAUGAUGAAGAUGGAGAGGAUAUUUUCAUGCCGUCUUAUUCUGAUGCUAUGAAUGAGGAGCUGAAGAACACUUCCCUCAGGAAAAGUUUCAUCACUGCAACUGAACAUUCUUCAAACAAGAAUGAGGGAACCUCAAGUGCCAAGGAGGACACUGAUGAAGAUUUCAGUCCAGUGAAUGUGGAUUUUAACCUUGUUAAAAGCCUGCUUGAUUCCAUUUCUUCCCAAGAAGGACUUCCUGGUCCCGCUUCCAAUCUGCUUGGUCUCAUGGGCGUACAACUUCCGAAGGAUGACAAAAAGAGCAAAUGAAAUAAACCAAACUCAGAUUGAUUUUGUUGCUGAAUUUUCUCCACUUGUUAUCAGGUUUUCCAAGGCACUUGUUGUGCCCAAUUUCAGGAUACACAGUGUACAUCUUUGUGGUUGCUUUUACAUGCUUUUUGGGUCUUGUAACAAGACAACUAGUUGCUCUGAGAAUCUAAUAUCCAAAAUAGAGUUUAUUUAAAUGAAGUUUAGACUCUGCU